GCGCGCAGACCGGUUGUCAGUUAGGUCUAUGUCACUUUGUCUGGCGGCAGAAUAAUGUCUUGCAACAAAGAAAAAUUAGUUCUGAUGCGCGUCAUGGAGAUGUACAGAGACAUGACAUACUUAUGGCAGAGAGACCAUGAACUUUACAUGAACAGAGAAAUGAGAGAAGAAGGCUUCAAAGUUUUAUUGGAAGUGUACAAAAAUUUUGACAAAGACGCAGCCAUAAAAAAAAUUAAACGGAAAAUUGAAAAUAUGCGUACAACUUACGUGAGAGAGUUGAGAAAGGUUAGGGCAUCAAAGCAAACAGCUUCAGGAGAGAACCAGGUGUACGUACCAACCCUGUGGUAUUAUGAUGAACUAAGUUUCCUAGAUAAUACAAUUGAGAACGUAGAACAUUGUCGCACCGAACCCGACCCUUCUGAAAAUGAUAAUUCAUCGGAAGACGAAGCACCUUUAAUUGUUGCCAAAUCUAGCAGCCUACAGAAAAGAAUAAAAAAAGAUCCUCUAUUUCAAAAACAAGAAAACAUUUUUUUACCGGUAGAAACAUGUACGACUCAAAAAGUACCGGUAGAAGCGUUCAUGGCUCAAAAAUUACCUGUUGAAACCUGUUUGGCUCAAAUAGAUGACGAAUUUGAGGCAUACGGACGAUCUAUUGGCUUUCAAAUGAAAAAUUUGAAUAAACGACAGUUGACGAUCGCACAAAAAAUUAUAUCAGACGUUCUGUUUUACGCUAAACUUGAUCAACUUUCUGAAACGUCUUACGUCGUUCGUAAGUCAUCAAAUGAAUCUGGAACUAGCCACAGCGGACUUAACCAGCGCCAAAAUCAGGUUUAUUCGGUGAAUAUGCCUAUGCCUAUUAAAUCUUCGCCGCCAUCAAAUUAUUCAUCACCUUCACCGUCGCACCAAACCUAAUCACCUUAGCGUUCUUUUCCACACUAAUUAUGGCUUAUUACUGUAUUUGAUACAUUUGGGCAGAUCCCGCACUCGGGCAUCGAAAUCGGCCAGUAUAAGCUCAUCAUAUGCCCACAGACUUCGCCAUAUAUUUUAUACUACACCUACCCGAUGAAGCGAACCCGAUAGAUUGGGUAGUGUAACACCCUUAACCUCUCAUAUGCCGAGAUACCAGACACAAUAGAUUUUACAUUGUGUCUGGUCGAGAUCCGCGUUCCGGCGUUUAAGGGGUUAACUUGACAACGCCACAGCGUCGUUUCCCCCAACCGUUAUUUAUCAGAUGCAAACUCAGCGUAAACGCAAAAAUAAGGUAAUGAAGGAAUUAUAAAAUUACUUACAAUAAAAUAUUUUUAAUAA
Messenger RNA from Pectinophora gossypiella (pink bollworm), 1308 nucleotides. RefSeq lists its product as uncharacterized. The record is from RefSeq and is a predicted model, not a curated record. NCBI's taxonomy places the organism in Eukaryota, Metazoa, Arthropoda, Insecta, Lepidoptera, Gelechiidae. Bases 55 to 912 code for a protein of 285 amino acids. The transcript has 3 exons.